Molecule: messenger RNA, 2140 nt
Organism: Periophthalmus magnuspinnatus
Lineage: Eukaryota; Metazoa; Chordata; Actinopteri; Gobiiformes; Gobiidae
Gene: stk38a
Product: serine/threonine kinase 38a
Exons: 14
Coding region: 47-1456 (469 amino acids)
Biological process (GO): peptidyl-serine phosphorylation; intracellular signal transduction
Molecular function (GO): protein serine/threonine kinase activity; ATP binding
Source: RefSeq, a predicted model, not a curated record
GCAGAAGAAGAGUCAGCAGCCCCCGCAGCUUCAACCGAGAUAAAGUAUGGCAAUGCCGGGCCAGAGCCCCUGCCCCCCCAUGAGUAACCACACCAAGGAAAGGGUCACCAUGGCCAAAGUGACUCUGGAGAACUUCUACAGCAACCUGAUCGCCCAGCACGAGGAGCGGGAGAUGAGACAGCAGAAGUUGGAGAAGGUGAUGGACCAGGAGGGGCUGGCUGAUGAAGAGCAGAAACGAAUGCGGCGCUCUCAGCAUGCUCGCAAAGAGACUGAGUUUCUGCGUCUGAAGCGAACACGCCUGGGCCUGGAGGAUUUCGAGUCGCUCAAGGUCAUCGGCCGAGGAGCUUUUGGAGAGGUUCGAUUGGUGCAGAAGAAAGACACAGGCCAUGUCUAUGCAAUGAAGAUCCUACGAAAGGCUGACAUGCUGGAAAAGGAGCAGCUGGGUCAUAUCCGGGCUGAGCGGGACAUCCUGGUGGAGGCUGACAGUCUGUGGGUGGUCAAGAUGUUCUACAGCUUCCAGGACAAGAUGAAUCUGUACCUCAUCAUGGAGUUUCUUCCUGGAGGGGAUAUGAUGACCCUCCUGAUGAAGAUGGACACCCUGAGUGAAGAGGCCACACAGUUUUACAUCGCAGAGACCGUCCUGGCCAUAGACUCCAUCCACCAGCUUGGCUUCAUCCACCGCGACAUCAAACCCGACAACCUGCUGCUGGACUCCAGGGGCCAUGUCAAGCUGUCAGACUUCGGUCUGUGCACAGGGCUGAAGAGGGCUCACCGCACCGAGUUCUACAAGAACCUCAACCACAGCCUGCCCAGUGACCUCAGCAAACAGACUCAGAACAUGAACUCCAAGAGGAAAGCAGAAACCUGGAAGAGGAACCGCAGGCAGCUGGCCUUCUCCACAGUGGGGACCCCAGACUAUAUUGCCCCUGAAGUCUUCAUGCAGAAUGGGUACAACAAGCUGUGUGACUGGUGGAGUCUGGGAGUCAUUAUGUACGAGAUGCUCAUAGGAUACCCGCCCUUCUGCUCAGAGACGCCUCAGGAGACCUACAGGAAGGUGAUGAACUGGAGGGAGACACUGACGUUCCCUCCUGAAGUACCCAUCUCAGAGAAGGCCAAAGAGCUCAUCCUCAGGUUCUGCUGUGAGGAGGAGCACAGGAUUGGAGCUGCUGGAGUGGAAGAGAUCAAGACCAACCCGUUCUUUGAGGGUGUGGACUAUGACCAUAUCAGAGAGCGUCCUGCUGCCAUCCCCAUAGAGAUCAAGAGCAUUGACGACACUUCCCACUUCGACGAGUUCCCAGACUCAGACAUCCUUCACCCAGCCACCUCUGUGUCCAACCAAACAGAGACAGAACUCAAGAACAAAGACUGGGUCUUCAUCAACUACACGUACAAGCGCUUUGAGGGGCUGACAGCCAGAGGGGCCAUUCCGUCAUACAUGAAGUCGGGGAAGAGAUGAGGAGGGACCUCGCAUAGGCCUCUCUUCUAGGCUGCUCAUAGGAACUGCUCACUCUGGCACUGGGGACGGGCCUCUUACUCAGACUGCGGUGUUCCAAACUGCUUUGCCUUCUUCCAAUGGGACUCUUCCAAAAACCAGCAUUCCACUCCCUCCGGCUGCACGCAGUUGGACCAAGGGCUUCCUGGACUUGUUCUUCAGGGAUCUUCUGCUGUGGCUUCUCCAAAGUGCUGCUGUCUGAACCAAAGACUCAGUCAGGUUUCUGCUCAUUUAGGCUGGACUGGGGGCGGGGCGUCCUGUUAGCUUGUAGGGGACACAUUUUGUACACACACACACAAACACACACAUACAUACACACAAAAUGUUACACUUUUUACACGUUUUGGCCUUGUUCAGCACCUUAUAUCAUAUUAUUGAUGCAAUUUGAUUCUGCUCUGUAUCUUGAUCGGCAAUAUUUAUUUAACCACUAUUAAAAUCAUGUGUUGAAUGCAUUUUGUCUUUGCAGGGAGUCCACUGAAAUGACAUUUGAUUGUGUAGGAAUAAUUUCUGUGCAUGUGAUGAACGAGGAGUGCAUGUGUCUGCUUUUUUACUAUUAAUGCUAUUUAAGGGCACUGUACCUGAUUUUUUUUCCCCAUGUAUUUAAGCAAAAUGCGUAUCUGCUCCAGAUAUAUUGUAUAAGCAGGUUUU